GGCAGGCAGUAGGGUUGCCCAGCAAGGCACACCGCUAAUAAAGCCCUGAGUGGUGCUUGCGUCCCUCGUGGUCCCGCCCUUUCGGAGUAGAUCUUGCCGCUCUUCCACCGCCAAAGGUCCCAGGCGCUCCCCACAUCUUUCGCCUGACAGCAGGCGCUAGGAGUCACCUGAAGCGGGAUAGCCCCUUUGGGAGCCAACCUGAGGUGAAGCGAUCAAUGCCUCAGACAGACAAGCAAGUAUGCAUCCCACCGGAGCUUCCGGAACUGCUGAAGCAGUUUACCAAAGCUGCCAUUCGAACCCAGCCUCCGGAUCUCAUCCAGUGGGCGGCCGAGUAUUUUGGGGCCAUGUCCCGUGGAGAGAUGCCUCCAGUGAGAGAGAGGUCUGAGCAAGUCACUUUGUCCAACUGGGCUGAGCUGACACCCGAGCUGUUGAAGGUCCUGCAUUCUCGGGUUGCUGGCCGACUGAUCAUCCACGCAGAUGAGCUGGCCCAGAUGUGGAAGGUGCUGAAUCUCCCAACAGAUCUGUUUAACAGUGUGAUGAACGUGGGUCGCUUCACAGAGGAGAUCGAGUGGCUCAAGUUUUUAGCCCUUGCGUGUAGCUCUCUCGGAGUUACCAUUGCCAAAACCCUCAAGAUAGUGUGUGAAGUGCUGUCCUGCGACCAUGAUGGAGGACCACCCCGGAUCCCCUUCAGCACCUUCCAGUUUCUCUACACGUAUAUUGCUGAAGUGGAUGGGGAGAUCUCUUCAUCCCACGUCAGCAGGAUGCUCAACUACAUUGAACAGGAAGUAAUUGGUCCUGAUGGCUUAAUCAAGGUGAAUGACUUUACUCAAAACCCUAGGGUUCGGCUGGAAUAAAAGCACAAUUCUGACAGUUUUAAAGGAAGAUACAGAGGUGUACUUCAGAAUAAGUGAGCUCCAGACACCACUGAAAGUCAAUUUUCUUUUACAACUGGCACAACUAAUAAACAAUUAGCCAGGAA
Messenger RNA from Myodes glareolus (Bank vole), 979 nucleotides. It is a transcript of the gene Ropn1, whose product is annotated as rhophilin associated tail protein 1. The record is from RefSeq and is a predicted model, not a curated record. Gene Ontology annotation, cellular component: cytoplasm; motile cilium. Gene Ontology annotation, biological process: sperm capacitation. NCBI's taxonomy places the organism in Eukaryota, Metazoa, Chordata, Mammalia, Rodentia, Cricetidae.